UCUUGGCAUUUUACAGUCAGAUCUUGAUGCUUAACUUAUAAACAUGAAUACUUCAGAAAUUCAACAUUUUAGUCUAAACCGAAUUCUUUUACUUAGUAUUGGUUUAUGGCCCUACAAACAAUCAAAACUCGUUUUAUUUCAACAGAUCUUAUUCUUUGGCCUUCUAACAAGUUUUACUGUAUACCAGAUUAUUCUCUAUUUCAUCACAGAAAUCACUGAUGAUUUUAUCGUAAUAUUAUCUUUCAUAUUAGUUUAUAUUGUAUUUAUAAUUGAAUACAAUUCAUUUUUGAUUAAUGAUCAAGUCGUAAAAAACUUAUUGGAGCAAUUUAUACAUGUUUAUGAUGAGCUAAAAGACGAAAAUGAAAUUGAUGUUAUGAAAAAAUAUAUAAGCAAGGCAAAACGUUACAUAGAUGGAGUUACAAUAGUAACAGUUGUCGCUCUAUUUACUUCUAUGUUGAUAACAACGUGGACAUCAAUUCUCGACAUUGUUAAACCCAACAAUGAGUCUCGAUCAGAUUUAUUCAUAACAUACUUGACUGCACACUUUGCUAAUCCAGAUAAAUAUCGUUAUUUAAUGUUAUUAUAUUUGAAUACAACAAUUUACAUAGGAGGAAUUGCAAUAUCAGGGACAGCAUCGAUGCUCAUGGGUUAUCUUGUGUACGCUUGCGGGAUGUUUAGAAUUGCCAGCUACCGCAUUGAACGAGCAAUGACGAUUAAUAAUUUAUACAAAAAUUUCGAGCACGAAACUGAGAUUUAUAAAGGAAUUAUUAAUGCUGUGAACAUACAUCGUAAAACUAUGAAGAUUUGCAAUUAUUUUAUGUCCAGUUUUAAUGGAACGUGGUCAGUAUUAAUAGUGGUUGGUGUGCUUAGUUUAAGCCUCAAUAUUUAUCAAGUUUUUCACUGUGUGGCGUUUGGAAGUAGCAAACAAGAAUUCAUAAUACAUUUCGUACUUGUAGCUGAAACUCUUUUAUAUAUGUUUCUAACGAACUAUUUUGGACAAGAAAUUAUAAAUCACAAUAAUCACAUAUUUAUCACUGUAUAUAAUGGUGACUGGUAUAUAGCACCGUUGCAUGUACAGAAGCUUAUAUUAUUUUUGUUACAAGUGGGCAACAAAACAUUCGGCCUGAGAGUUAACGGAUUAUUUACAGCAUCUUUACACGCCUUCGCAUCAUUAAUAAAUGCAUCAAUAUCUUACUUCACCUUUAUGUGUUCAACACAUAAGCAAUGAUGUAUGCGGAUAUAUUAUUUAGUAUUAUAUUAGAGAAUUAAGUAAGUAUAUUUUAGUAAAAAAAUUCUACAUAAUUCUACAAAAUUCCACAUAAAAAAAUGUUUCGCGCCGGAGACCUAUCGUAUCAAACGAGCAAUGUCGUUUCUAGUUAAAUGUUUGAUGAAAUAUAAAUAAUAUAAAACGUAUUUUUUUUAUUUUAAAUUGCACCGCUAUUUAUAAAACAAAAAGAAAAUAAUUAUUUAAUUUCCAUCUAUUCGUUGCAUUCUUCAACCUUUUCAGAAACUUCGUAAAUUGAUUAUACAAUAUGUUUUGCUAAUAAACGUCUGUUAACUUUUUGCAUUCAAUAUGUGUAAAUAAUACGUAAUACCAUUAUAAUAUCAUUGCAAUAUUAUUAGAACAAUUUUAGUUAAAAAAAUAAAUACAACAACGAGAUAUCUAAUAAGUAUUUGUGAUGUGUUUAACAAUAUGUAAUCUACAUGUAACAAGUGUUUAGUAAAUAAAGAUAACGUUAAACUAAAAA
Molecule: messenger RNA, 1748 nt
Organism: Solenopsis invicta (red fire ant)
Lineage: Eukaryota; Metazoa; Arthropoda; Insecta; Hymenoptera; Formicidae
Exons: 9
Coding region: 44-1228 (394 amino acids)
Biological process (GO): sensory perception of smell; detection of chemical stimulus involved in sensory perception of smell
Cellular component (GO): plasma membrane
Molecular function (GO): olfactory receptor activity; odorant binding
Source: RefSeq, a predicted model, not a curated record